UUUAAGUAAAACUAUGGAAAAACUUUGACCAGAUCUACUUAAUUUUUUUAACAUAGGUGAGAAAUCAAAAGUAUUAGGGAAAUUUCAAUAAAAAUUUCAAUUUAAAAUGCAUGUUAUCCACCUGGCAGACUGCUAUAAUAGUUUACCUUAUGCGGUCAUGAGUCAGCAAGUUACUUUAGCAUGUACCUAAUUGUAAAUGUAUAAAUAGUCCCAUUGACUUCAGUGGCAUUGUUCUUAUGCUUGAAGUCUAGGCACAUGCUUAAGUACCUUUCUGAACUGAUGACCCUCAUUCAACUAAAUAUUUAUGCAUGUUCUAAAUUCAAUCCCUAUUCAACAAAGCACUUAAGCAUGUUAAGCAUCUACUUAAAGUUAAGCAUAUGUUUAAGUGCUUGCAGAAUAGGGAUAGAUUUAAGUGCAUGCUUAAAUUAGGCAUGUGCUUAAGUGCAUUAUGGGGACUACGUUAGAAUGCAGCAUUACUACUAGCUUCCUGUAGGUGGAUCCACCCAUGUAAAGUCCCAUUGACUUUGUGGGAUUUUGUAUAGGUGCCAAGUGUAAAGACGGGAGGAUAUCUCUGCAGGAUUAGGGCCUCAUUGCUCUGUAAUAUCGACCUUCAUGGCUAGUUCAUGUUGCAACAGCAAUUUAAAAACAUAAAUUAUGUUUUCCCUAAAAUCAGCUGUGUAAAUGUAUGCCUAAUUUGCAUGCACAGUUACUGUGGUUAUGUAGGUAAAUAUCUGUUCAGCUGCAUAACUGACAAUUUGUGCAAGCAAAUACCUGCUUUUUCAUGAGCAGUCAUGCAAAUCAGGCAUUAUAACUUCACAUGCUAUCGCAUGUCUAAUUUUAAAACAAGGCUUGUAAAGCGCUAUAUUCAUGCUAAAUACAAUUUUGGCUUUAGAUCAGAUAUGUUUUUAAAAAGUUACGGAAGAAGUUACUUUGAAGGUAAUUUUCAGACACUGAUAAUUUGAUUUUAUUUUUCUCUUUAAGAUAGCAAUGUGGGUUGGUCUGUUGUACAUUAUGGACCAAAGUUUCACAGAAUGUAUCUUAAAGUUAAAUAGCUGUGUGUUUGAUUAACAGGAGUGCAACAUAAAUUUUAGAUGAAAUUGUGUUUUUUAUUUCUUUCAUUCAACAUCUAUUCACAUUAAAAUUGAGUUUAUUUACAUUUAUUUUCUUUUGGACAGAGCAACUCAAAUACAUUCUAGAGCUGCAAAUUGUGGUGCAUAUUUUCAAAACAUUCUUUUAGUCAAAUAACUCCGUGGGCUUUAAUGGGAAUUGCACUGCCAAAACUUUUCAUAGUGCUUUGAAAAUUUACCCCAUAUUUUACUUUUAAAUCAGGAGUCCUUUUGUAUGUAUUCAUUAUAAACUCCUGAAGUUAGAGAUCUGUAAUGAAAAUGUAUGUGCAAAUUGAAGUACUACCAGAAGAGUACUGUUAUAGUACUUAUAAAGUUCAUUAUUGUAGAAAGCCAUUAACACCUCUAAAUUGCAUGGGGUAAUGUAUGAGGGCUGUUUUAUGGUUACUUUGGCAAUUUGGUGCAGAUUAUGAAGUCCUUAAUUAUUUAGUGUGAUUAGGAAUUCUCUGACAGUUUUUCAGUUCACUGUUUAGAUUUUGUGGUGAUUUAAUUCCCUUAAAUUGGAAAUCAGUAUUUGCAUUUAGCAAAUUGUUUAAAUAUUAUAGAGUUUAAUAUUCUGAAGAUUUCUUAGCCCAGCAUUUUUGUUAUAACUAUACAUAUAACCAUCAUUCAUUCAGAUGAGAAAUUAUUUUAAUAAACUAUUGGCAUGACAACAGGGGGAGUUUGUUAGUCACAGUUGCAAUAUAUAUGAAAGUGUAGUGCAUUUAGAAGGGAAACGUAAUUUAGCAACUAUCUCAGUAAAUUUACAAUUAGACGACAAGAAACUUAAGUCUUGUAGUCCCAGUUACAUUGAGACAACCUAGAAAGAGAAACAGUGCAGGUCUUUUUUUUCUCCUAUUGACUCUACCUGCAGUACAGAGUUUGUAUGGGGUCAUUGGUAAUUUUUAUAUUUAUUUAUCAAAAGCAGGUAGCAGCCGUAAAAGAAAAGGGACAGAUUUCAAUUAGCACAUACUUUUUUUUUUUUUUUUAACUAAUUUGGUUAUUUGCCAUUUCUGGGGAUUAAACUUUAAAAAAUGUUCUUCUUUUCUGUAUCUGAUGUUCUGUGUGCUAUUAGUGAUGCAGCCUACACGAACGGUUGUCAUGUGUAACACAACUUUCGAUCACCGCGAAAACACCGCCCUGGGAAAGCGUCCAUGCUUGAUAUCGUUUGGUUCAUGAACAUUAAGUUUCCAGUACAGGUAAAAUCCCAGAUGAAGCCAAAGCCCUCUCUUUAUUGGCUCCUGCUCCUACUAUGACAAGCCUGAUGCCUGGUGCAGGGUUGCUUCCUAUACCCACACCAACUCCUCUGACUACUCUUAGUGUUUCACUUGGCACGUUGGGAGCUAUACCAGCAGCAGCACUGGACCCUAAUAUUACAGCACUUGGAGAAAUACCACAGCCACCAAUUAUGGGAAAUGUGGAUCCUUCCAAAAUUGAUGAAAUUAGGAGAACAGUCUACGUUGGAAAUCUGAAUUCUCAGACUACAACAGCAGAUCAGCUGCUUGAAUUUUUUAAACAAGUUGGAGAAGUGAAGUUUGUGCGAAUGGCAGGUGAUGAGACACAACCAACACGGUUUGCUUUUGUGGAAUUUGCAGACCAAAAUUCUGUACCUCGUGCUCUUGCCUUUAAUGGAGUUAUGUUUGGAGACAGGCCACUGAAAAUAAAUCACUCCAAUAAUGCAAUAGUGAAACCUCCUGAAAUGACUCCACAAGCUGCUGCCAAGGAGCUGGAAGAAGUGAUGAAGAGAGUAAGGGAAGCCCAGUCUUUCAUAUCGGCAGCUAUUGAGCCAGAGUCUGGAAAGAGCAGUGAAAGAAAAGGCGGUCGAUCUCGUUCCCAUUCUCGUUCAGAGUCCAGAUCUAGUUCAAAAUCCCGAUCUAGAAGGAAAAGAUCACACUCAAAACGCAGGAGUAGAUCACACAAUAGAUCACUCUCUAGUCAGAAGGAUAGGCGUAGAUCCAAAAGUCCUCCCAAAAAACGUUCCAAGUCUAAGGAAAGGCGGAAGUCAAGAAGUCGUUCUCGUUCCCGGGACAAGAAAAAAGACAAAGAAAACAAAGAAAAGGUCAAGGAAAAAGAAAAGGUCAAAGGGAAGGACAAGGACCGAGACAGGGAGAAGGAGAGAGACCGAGAUAAAGAAAAAGAGAGGGAGCGGGACAGAGACAAAGAGAGAAACAGGGACAAGGAUAGGGAGAGAGAUAAAGAAAAAGAUCGGGACAAGGACCGAGAGAGGGACAGAGACAAAGAAAAGGAGAGGAACAAAGACCGGGAGAGGGUCAAGGAUAGGGAGAAGGACAGGGACAAAGAGAAGGAUAGGGAGAAGGACAGGGACAAGGAGAAGGAGGUAGUCCGGGACAAGAAGGAAACGGACCUGGAGAAAGGGGGGGACAGGGACAAGGAAAAGGAUCGGGAGAAAGAGGGGGAAAGGGAGAAGGUUAAGGAGAAGGACAGGGAGAAAGACAGAGAGAAGAAGGAGGGUGACAAGGAGAAGGACAAAGACAAGGAAGGGGACAAAGAGAAGGAACGGGAAAGAGAAAAAGAGCGGUCCAAAGAGAGCGAUGAUAAAAAGAAGAAAGAGAAGAGAUCCAGAACACCUCCUAGAAGCUACAGUUCUCUAAGAAGAUCUCGUAGUUCCAGCAGAGAAAGGCGUAAGAGGAAGAGUAGAAGUCCUUCCAAGUCUCCAAAAACAUCCAGAACAUCAAAGAGAAAGUCCUCUCGGUCUCCAUCACCAAGGAGAAAUAAGAAGGACAAAAAGAGAGAGAAAGAAAAGGAUUCAAAUAAUGAAAGAAAAGAGAGAGAGCAAUCCACAUCCAAGAAAAAAAGUAGCAAAGAAAAAGAUGGGAAGGAGAAGUCUGACAAAACCACUACUACACUGAAGGACAAAGAUCACACUAAAGAGGAUCCAAAUUCAGAAAUUAACAAGGCAGUAGACAACAAUGAUACACAAAGGACAGAGGAAGUCAAACUACAACAGAAUGGGAACUGUCAACCAAAUGAAGAAAACCUCUCAGUUAAAAUGGAAGAGGUAUAAAGUAAUGAAUGGACCUCUGACUCAACUGUGGGGUGAAUCCAAAGCUUUUUAUUUCCCUGAAAGAGGAAGAAAACAUCAAAGCAAUCUACUGAGCAGGUUGAUAUGUACUAGUAGCUCUUCCAAUCCUUGUGAUAGCUUUGUUGUCUUCUUGCUGGAAAGCAAGAAAGACCAUGGACCAGUAAUAUAUGCCAUGAUAAAGGCAAAUGCCAUCAGAACUAUUCAUCUGUGAGAAUCCAUGCAUUUCCAUGAUGGCUGUACUUAUUUGUAAAAUGAUUUAUGUUAACUUUUGCCAAGAACUGUUUCAAAUAAGUGGAAGUUGAAAGAUGUAGACCUGUAUAAGCUGGCGGUAUGCAUUGGAAGUUGUUAAAAUAUUGCUAGUUAAUGAAUUUUGUAUUGUUUUUCCUUGUGUUUUUUUUUUUUUAAUUUCAAUGUGUACUGUUCUGAUAAUGUGCUUGGAAAUGGUGCAAAAAUACACACUUUCCCUUCUACAUGACAGCUAUGGAAAAAAGGGUUUUUACUUUAGUACAUAGUUUUGCUGUUAUUGCGUUAAACGCCCACUGACUAUUAAGUUUUCAUUUGCUCACUGCUUGGAUUCAUUUUUUCUUAUUUAAAGUCAUUUUCUUAUUACUAUCCCUAAAAUGAAUAUUUCUUUUAAUAGUAGUUGAACAAGGCAUGCUACUGUCCUAUUUAUAGAAGGAACAACCACCAUAUUGUAUAUAAUAGUUUAGCUUACUGGGUUUCUUCCCCCUCUCCUACCCUCAAAAGUGAGCACAUCUGUAUAGUGGUAUCAGAACUUCUGGUUUUGUUUUGAGCCAUAUUGCAGUGGGUCUGUUCAGCUGCAUAUGGUUCAGGUGUCAUGAAAAUCAAUACCCCUGUUUUCAAAAUAGUAUAUGGGAGCACAAGCUAAAGCUUUAGUGCCUUCUUAAAAUAUGGUAUAUUUUCUGGAACUUUAUAUAUGCUAUUAAUUUUCAAUUACAUCUUACAUAAUCUCGAUGGCUGUUCUACCAACACCACACCAGUAGACAAGAAUGUGAGUGGUUUGUCAGAAAAGCUGUGCUGGGUUCACUUGGUACAAGAUUGAAGCUCCAUUUUUAAGAAGAGAUUUAUAAAUGAAUGCAAAAGUGCAGUUUGGAGACCAUCGUACUAUGAAGUAUGGUAACUGAAUACAGAGCAUGCUCUAAUUUCAUCAAAAUCAAAGGGAGCUCUUUAAACCUUUUCUGUACAUUGAAUGGCCUUAAUCAUUACCUCUCAAUCAUCUUCUCUAAUGUUGGUUGUGUGAUGUGAAAGGAAUUGUGUGCAAAGUUUGUUUGAAAAGAAUAGUAGUUGAAUUUACAUUAGAGUUAUAUGAUAGAGAUUCUAUGUCCUUCUUGGAUCCAUUCUUUGGGGAGAAAGCAUGUAACUUGAGAGAAUGACACACUGCAAAUAUUUUGUCAAGUAAAAAUGUGACUUGUGCUCUGAAGUAAUCUCAUCAUUGUAAGAUUUCUUAAAAGUCAGACCUUUAAAACUUGUUUAAUACUAAAAUCAAGUAGACUUAUUUUUAAUACAGUGUAAUACAAUCAAAAGACUUAAUUGCCUUACCUCAUGGGAAGAGUUAUUUCUAUCAAUUUUAAAAGCUAAGUAGCAUAUUAGUUAGUUACUUUCAAUUUGAUUUUCCUUUUUAAAGUUAAUACUUACAGAAGCCUAAGUGUUUUAUGGGGAAUGAAAAGUUGCCCACUUUAUAAGGUAAUGAAACCCAGUUUGUGCAGCUGCUUAAUCACUCUUUAUUUUUGUUAGGAUUUGAAGUAUCUCGCCAUUGUGUACCAUUAAAACUAUAGAAAAUGCUUUACCGUGUAAAGUAUAAAUGGUCAUUUUUGUGAUGUUUAAGCCACAUGCAGUUGGCUGGUGAACAGCUUAUUCCAAUAAAAGAAUGACAAAUCUGUAUGCUUAUAGAAAGACUGUGAAGGAUCAGGUCUUGCAACAACAGCUGUCUUAUUUAUGUGUAAGUAGCAUAGAGCAAAGAUUGUUUGUAUACUUGUUAUCUUUGGUACCAUUUCACUAAUAAAAUUAAGUAUUUUA
Messenger RNA from Terrapene triunguis (Three-toed box turtle), 6183 nucleotides. It is a transcript of the gene SREK1, whose product is annotated as splicing regulatory glutamic acid and lysine rich protein 1. Gene Ontology annotation, molecular function: RNA binding. Gene Ontology annotation, cellular component: nucleoplasm. Bases 2356 to 4128 code for a protein of 590 amino acids. The transcript has 11 exons. Lineage: Eukaryota; Metazoa; Chordata; Testudines; Emydidae. The record is from RefSeq and is a predicted model, not a curated record.